This is a messenger RNA of Armigeres subalbatus, 3489 nucleotides long. RefSeq lists its product as uncharacterized. Bases 1 to 3489 code for a protein of 1162 amino acids. Lineage: Eukaryota; Metazoa; Arthropoda; Insecta; Diptera; Culicidae. The transcript has a single exon. The record is from RefSeq and is a predicted model, not a curated record. Gene Ontology annotation, molecular function: nucleic acid binding. Gene Ontology annotation, biological process: DNA integration.
AUGGAGGAAGUCGCCACUACAUUGAAGGUAGAAAUGUUUUCAGAAGAAGAGAAACGCGCGCAACGGAUUUUGGAGGAAACAACCAUUAGAAACGGAAACCGAUUCGAGACGGGGCUACUAUGGAAAUGCGAUCAAAUCCAGUUACCAGACAGUUUCCCCAUGGCUCUGCGUCGGUUACAGUGCCUUGAGAAGCGAAUGAAUAGAGAUCCUAAGUUGCGGGACAACCUUCAACGACAGCUACUAGAAUACCAGCAAAAGGGAUAUACGCAUAGGGCUACAGAAGCAGAACUAGCAAACGCAGAGAGAGAUAGAAUUUGGUAUCUACCCCUGAGUGGUAAUAAUCCCGCGAAAACCAGAAAAGGUCCGCUUGGUAUGGGACGCAGCAGCAAAGUGGGAGGUAUAGCUCUGAACUCGCUAUUACUUAAAGGACCAGAUCAGCUGACAUCGUUACCAGCCGUCCUGAUGCGUUUCAGGCAGUUUGGCGUAGCAGUUUCGGCGGACAUACGCGAAAUGUUCCACCAAAUACGUAUCCGUGAGAAAGAUCGUCACUCAUUAAGGUUUCUCUGGCGGAAUAACCCUAUAGACAUGCCAGGAAUCUAUGUUAUGGACGUGGCUAUCUUCGGAGCAACGUGUUCUCCAGCAUCCGCUCAGUUCGUGAAGAACAAGAAUGCGAAAGAGUUUGAAGACCAGUAUCCGCGAGCAGUUGAAGGUAUCGUUAACAACCACUACGUUGACGAUUCGUUGGAGAGCUACAGUAGUGUGGCCGAAGCCAUACGCGUGUCGGAAGAAAUGCGGAUGAUUCAUCAAAACGGAGGUUUCGAGUUGAGGAACUGGCUGUCGAACAAGGAAGAAGUGCUGCGUAGUCUAGGUGAAACAAAGCCAUCCGUUGAUAAGAACAUCGGUCCAGACAAUAAGGAGUUUGAACGUAUACUGGGGUUGCUGUGGAUGACCAAGAAAGAUGAACUUUGCUUAGCUACAUCAGUACAAGAACCAAUUCAAAACUUAAUCGAUAAGGUGAAAAGACCCACGAAAAGGCAAGUGUUGAAGUGCCUCAUGGGUUUCUUUGAUCCUCUGGGAUUGUGGAGUGUUUUUCUUGUUCACGGAAAAGUUUUGUUGCAAGAUAUCUGGCGGAAUGGAACACAAUGGGAUGAACAAAUUGAUGAUGCAGCAUUUGAGCGCUGGAAAAAGUGGACAGGCUUGAUCCCAACCAUCAGCGAGAACCGGAUUCCUCGAUGCUACUUUAAGAACGCGACCAUAAAGCACUAUCAGAAGCUUCAGCUGCACACGUUCGUCGAUGCCAGUGAGGUGGCCUACGCAGCUGUAUCCUAUUUCCGUAUAACGAAUCCGGAUGGGAUGGUGGAAUGCAAUCUAGUUGCGGCAAAGACUAAGGUAGCACCACUAAAACCGUUAUCGGUACCCAGAUUAGAGCUACAAGCAGCAGUAUUGGGAAUCCGGUUAAUGCAGUUCGUCGAAGAAAGUCACACCGUGAAGAUUCAGCAACGUUUUGUUUGGAGUGAUUCAGCAACUGUUCUAGCUUGGUUACGUGCUGAUCAUCGGAAGUAUAAGCAGUUCGUGGCGUGUCGCGUAGGCGAGUUGCUGACAGCAUCCGAAGUUCGCGAAUGGCAAUGGGUGCCAUCAAAACUUAAUCCUGCAGAUUUGGCCACUAAAUGGGGAAAGGGUUACGCUCAAGAUGUGAAUGGCGCUUGGUUCAGCGGACCAGAUUUCCUGAAGAAUCCGGAAUCUGAAUGGCCAAAACAGAAAACCACUUUGCUGUCUACAGCUGAAGAUCUGCGUCCGUGUCAUGCGCAUCUCAUAGUGACUAUGCCAGUUAUGAUAUUUCAGUUGGAGCGGUUUUCUCGCUUGCCGCGGCUAAUUAGGUCGGCGGCAUACAUCCAUCGCAGCAUCAUUAAUUGGAGGCGAAGGCCAAAGGGUGAAGAAUCGAUCACUGGGUACUUGAAGUCGGAAGAACUGCAAAAUGGUUUACGGACGAUUAUUCGCCUAACGCAAUGGCAAGCUUUCCCGGAUGAAAUGGUUCUCCUCACGCGAAAUCAACAAAGGUCGGAGGAGCAACAAGUGCAGUUAGAAAAAUCGAGCCUUCUGUACAGGCUGUCACCAAUGUUGGAUGAAUUCGGGAUACUCAGAAUUGAUGGACGCAUCACAGCAGCUUCGAACGUAACUGAGAGUACCAAGUUUCCUAUCAUUCUUCCCAAGAAACAUCGAUUCACCUUUCUUCUGCUGGACGAUUACCAUCGAAGAUUUCGCCAUUGUAACAUGGAAACCGUGGUAAAUGAGGUGCGCCAACAAUACUACGUACCUCAACUAAGGGUUGCAGUAAAACAGGUCGCGAAAGCCUGUCAAUGGUGUAGAAUCUAUAAGGCAAAACCGAAUAUGCCAAGAAUGGCUCCGCUACCGUCGGCACGAUUAGCAUCGUUCCAGAGGCCAUUUACCCACACGGGCCUCGAUCUCUUCGGACCAUUGUUGGUGAAAAUUGGUAGGGGUACGGCGAAGCGGUGGGUUGCUGUAUUCACCUGCCUCACCAUUCGUGCUGUCCACGUUGAGGUGGUACACAGUCUCAGUACAGAGUCUUGCAUCAAAGCCAUCCGUAGGUUCGUUGUCCGCCGUGGGUCACCAGCGACGAUCUACUCUGACAACGGGACCAAUUUCCGAGGAGCAAAUCGCCUCCUGGAAGAGCAGAUUGAACAACUAGCAGCUACCUUCACCAGCACUACAACAAAAUGGAUCUUCAUUCCUCCCGGCACACCCCACAUGGGUGGUGCCUGGGAGCGAAUGGUACGCUCGAUCAAAACAGCCAUGGAUGCGGCGUUCAACAGUCAUGGAAAGCUGGACGACGAAACGUUAGUAACGCUAGUGGUAGAAGCAGAAGCAUUAGUGAACCGCCGUCCGCUGACGUACCUGCCGAUCACCUCCGAAGAAAGCGAAGCAUUGACCCCGAAUCAUUUUCUGCUGGGCAGUUCCAGCGGAGUACAUCAGUCAGCAGAUGGCAACGUAGUGGCCGUUUUGCGGACAUCAUGGGAUCAAAUCCAACGUCACUUAGAUACUUUCUGGAGGAGAUGGAUAAGAGAGUACCUUCCAACCCUGACCAGGCGUACGAAGUGGUUUGGAGAUGUGAAAGCUGUGGCCGCAGGUGACUUGGUGGUGAUCAUCGACGAGAGUACUAGAAAUAACUGGGAACGAGGCCGUAUUCACGAACUGAUUACGGGGAGAGAUGGGAGAUGCCGUCAGGCUAUAGUUGAAACUGCGAGGGGGUUGAUACGAAGGCCUGUGGCUAAGUUGGCAAUAUUGGAAGUAGAUGAUGAUGGUAAAACUGGACCAAAUGGCCAGUGUUACGGGGGUGAGGAUGAUGGUUCUGGGAACACUGUUGAGGGUAAGUUGCUCACGAUUCCCGCUGCCCGUCAAUUAAGCUGUCAUGAUGACAUUGUCAGAAGAGGGGAAAAGAAGAACGUCAGAGAUAUGCAGAGUAUUGUCUGA